Diatraea saccharalis (sugarcane borer) is the source of this 1473-nucleotide messenger RNA. Lineage: Eukaryota; Metazoa; Arthropoda; Insecta; Lepidoptera; Crambidae. The record is from the annotation of a GenBank genome assembly.
AAUACUAAUUAUAUCAGCAAAGCAAUAUGGCUGUCGAAAAACAUAAUAUCGGUACAUUACCGAAGAGGUCACGCCUGGAAAUGAAUGUUCGCCAGUUGCUAAAUAAAUGUGAAAUAAUCGCAAAACAGGAGCCAGUGGAUUCAAAUUGGAGAUUAAGAAAAUACGUAGAAUCAUUAACUGAAAUGUUAACUGAGUUAAAAACUGGGCCUGAUAAACCAGGGAAAGAUGCACUAGCAGAAUAUUCUAAAAGAACUGCAUUUUUAAAAGGCUUAAUUCAGACUGCUACUUUGAAUAGCCCUAUUGAGAAAUUGGAAGCAGUACAACAAUUAUCUCAUGGUGCAGCUACUAUGUGUGCUGAUGCCUCUGCUCAAGAAAUACAUCAGAAGACCGUAGCAAAAUAUGGGGAUGAAUUGAGAUCAGAACUCUUUGGACUGGAGGAUCCUGAUGAUACACUCCGCAAGAGGAACAUUAUAAAAGCUCCUAACUUUACAAGUAAUAGCAAUAGUCAGGAAGAUAUCGAUUCACUACUUAAAUACCAUCAAAAUAUGCAGGAAAAAGUGGCAGAGAAUAUGGUGAUGCUUACUAGAAGUUUGAAAGAGCAGUCGCAGAUUGCUAGUACCAUCAUAAAAGCAGAUACUGAGGCAUUGAAGAAAUCAUCAGAUCUAACGGAUCGCAAUCUUACAACUUUGAAAAAGGAAUCUGAGAGGCUGCAGGAACACAGUAAAAGUGCAUGGAAGUGCUGGCUUUGGCUGAUGUUGGCUAUUGUGAUGGCUAUUUUCAUAAAUAUGGUUCUCUUCAUGAAAGUGAUGAAGAAAAGAAAAGUAGAUGUUUAAGCGAAGAGGUAUGUUAUUUUUUAAAUGCUAUAAUGAUUACUAGUGAAAAUGUUUAAUAUACAGGAAUAUGUAUUAGUAAGUUAAUUUUAAAUGAAUAUGUAUUUAUUAUAUGUAAAUAAAACAAUAUUUUUAAAUAAUUGUAUUAUUUAUUAUAUUUACUACUUUAAUUUUCUUUAAUUAAUGGAAAUCACAUACUUCAUACAUAAUAAUUUUAAUUUUAAACAAUAUACCAAUCCAUGUUGGUUCAUACCAAAAUACAUAUUUCAGUUUCCACAUACUCAAGCAUUCAUGUUACAACAGAUAACUAUAAUAAAUAAAUAUAUUAUAAAUAGUUUUUCUCAUAUUGACUCACUAAAAUAGUACUAAGAUUUUAUUAAUUAUACUGUAUAAUGAUUGUUAAGCCUAUAAUUAUAUUUGGAGCAAUCCCUAAUUUCUCUUUUAUAUAUGUGCGUGAUUAUAUUGGACCGUAUGUUCCAAUAUCAUUUCCCAUAGUAAUACAUUUAAUGUAUCAUAUAAUUUCAAAAUUUAUUUAGCCGAUGAUGAAUUUAAAUUUUCGUAUGCUACACUUAUAAUGUAGUAUAUGUGGCGUGUUAAAGGCCAAUGGUGCAGCGCCCUAGGCAAAAUGUGUAUGUUCCUUUUG